GGACCAGGUCUCUAAUCAGAAACGGGGGACCUAAUUCUUGCAUUCUGUGAAAACGGUGAUUGAUUCUUUUGGAAAAUUACCGUCAGGAAUGUUAGGAAUAACACUAUGGAUAUCGGGAGAUUAUGACCAGUGUUUGGACAUAAAAAUGCCUCAAAAUAAAAAAGUGAUCACCGAUAAAGGAAAGGAACAGGUUCGAGGCAAAUACUGUGCCCUGACAAUUGGAAUGCAAGAAUCACUGAAACGUAUAGCAAAGUCUAUUCAUAAGUUGGAAAAUAAUUCAUUGAUUAAACUAGCAAAAGAGAUUAUUAAACCAGCGAAGUUUGAAGACAUAGUAAAAACAGAGUUAGCCUAUACAAGAAUGAGAAUACGUUUGGAUGCGUGCAUUCCGAGUACAUGUAGUAAUAAAGACUUAAAACACGUUGGGAAUUGGAUAUUCGGGACAGCGGUAGACUUUAAUGUCGAAUAUUGCAAAAUCAAAGAUGAACGCAUUGAAUACAGUAACGGACAAUUGAUAUCGUUAAUUGUUCUCGGCAUAUUUAUUGCAUGGGUAGGAUUGGCAACGUUAACAGAAAUAUUAAUGAGACUUCAUAUUAUUCCUUUGAAGGCGAGUAAAGAUAAAUUUUUCGAGUAUAUUCUCGGAGCAUCACCUUGUAAAUCUCUACAUCAAUUAUAUUCGACGAAUCUUGACGAAAGUACGAAAUCGAUGUGUGGUGUAAAAUUUCUUCUAAUAAAUAUUGUGGUGUUGGGACAUGUAUCUUUUGCAGCAUUAUUUUACCCCACAACAGCAGUUAAAUAUACCAACAACUAUAAGCAUGUGGAUCUUUUUUUAUUCGAAAUUAUUCUCCAAAGCUUCACUAUGAUAGAAUCGUUCUUUUUCUACAGCGGGUUUAUGGUAAUGUAUCUGAGACAAAAAAGUGGACGAAACUCUGCGAAAUACUAUGUCAUGUGUUUAGUCAAGCGAGUUAUCAGAUAUACACUUCCGAUAUUCUUCGUUUUGGGCUUCGUAAUUCUUCUGCCUCUUCUUGGAGAAGGUCCUCAUUGGGAUAUUAUUAUUAGUCAGGGAAAACACAUGGAAAACGAAUGGUGGAAAUAUAUCAGCCAUAUUCAUAUUUACUCAAUCGGUGGAUCGAUGGUGUUUAUCGACGUAAUAUGGUUCAUCAGUGCGUUGCUGCAACUUUCCAUCUUAAUGUCACUGUUAUUAUAUAUUGUCGACAGAUGGUCCAAAUUUCGAAGACUUGCCAUAAUUGCAUCCAUGUUAACAGGGAUUAUCUUGUAUAUAGUUGAUGUAGUUUCGAACAGAUAUUACAUGAUGCUUGGAAUACCUGCAGUUUUUGAGGAAACCUAUAAAUAUUUUGCUUAUAAUUACAUUAAACCAUAUUAUUCUCAUCUUGGUACUUAUUGUUUCGGUGCUUUAAUUGGAGAUAUAUUAAGGAAGAAGAAGCAGGUCACAUUUAGAAAGAACAACAGAUUAUAUUCAAAUGGAGAAUUAUUUAAACAAGCUUUACUUAUUGGUUACGAUUCUCUCUUUGAUACUUUUUCUAAUAAGCCAGAAAUAAUUAGUGCAAUAAACGAUUUACAGUUGUUACUCAAGACAAUAAAAAGAAGGACUGCGGCAGUAUCUACGUAUAUUAAAGAUCGACUCGAAGCUGAUGCGAAUAGGUGUUCUUAA
Molecule: messenger RNA, 1669 nt
Organism: Centruroides sculpturatus (bark scorpion)
Lineage: Eukaryota; Metazoa; Arthropoda; Arachnida; Scorpiones; Buthidae
Product: nose resistant to fluoxetine protein 6-like
Exons: 13
Coding region: 89-1669 (526 amino acids)
Molecular function (GO): acyltransferase activity, transferring groups other than amino-acyl groups
Source: RefSeq, a predicted model, not a curated record